UAGUAUGGAGCAACAAGGAGAGUGCCAGAGCCUGUUUACCAGAGCUCCACAGCGAACAGCUUUUGAAAAGCCAGAGUUUGCAGUUGACUCUAUACAUGAGCCUCACCAUUGGCCUAAUCAUAUUUGAACUCAUAGUUUUUCUAAUUGGAUUAACAAUAUUUAAUUCUGCAUCUGCUUUAUUUUGUAUCCUUGCUAAUUUUCAUUUUGUCUUUCCAUAUGUGUGUGAUUCUUUCAGAUAUUUUCAUUUAUUCAUAUUUUACUUAACUAACACAUGAAGCUAUUGGAUGCCAUGGAUGUGCCUGUUUGGUUCUUGGGUUUUUGAUUUUCGAUGGCUGGACAUGCAGCUGGUAUUGGAUCCUAUUCAGCUUCUGCUCAUUGCCCCCCAUACUGUGUGAUAUUGCCACAGUUGCAGACAUAAUUAUCAAUAAGAAAUACUAAUCAAUUCAAGAUUAAUUUGAAUUUUGAUUGAAAUCUUUUUUCCUAUUGCAAUUAUUAAUUUGUGGUAUGUUUUUCCGCGAAAUUGUAAUUACGUGUUAGCUCAUUGCUGUUUCUUCAUUAUCAAUACAAGCAUGUGAUAGGAUGUUAAUAAUCUGCUUUUACGAAAUCACGGGGAAAUUAAAUUAGAUUUUGAUAAAGGAUUAAUUGAAUUUUGCUUUUUCUCCCCAUUUAUUUUCUCUCUGCUCUCCUCGUCCCUUACAUUUUUUUUCCUUUAAUUAACCCCGCAGUAAUUGAAAAACGAUAAGGAUGCAUUUAAUAAGCGGCAUGCCAUUUGGACGAUGAUCGUUCUUCAGUUUAAGCACGCGCCGGUAAUACUUGGAUCGCCGUCAAAGAUGUUCGGUGCCGAUAAGCCUGUAAAUAUUGGCUGGACCAGAUUGCUGAUACUGGCUGGCAUCUCGACGACGAUCGGAUCUUCUCUGACCGUUGGUUAUAACAUAGGAGUUGUUAAUUCGCCGGCUGGAUUGAUCAAAGCUUUCUGCAAUGAAUCGUUCUACGAAAGGUUUGGUUUGGUCUUGGGGGUCGCCCAAUUGGACGUUUUAUGGUCGGCGAUCGUUUCGAUCUUCCUGGUAGGUGGAGCAGCUGGUUCCUUGAGCGGAUCCUGGCUUGCUGAUAGAGUAGGCAGAAAGGGCGCUAUUGUAACCAGCACCGUACUUGCCGUCGUCUCAAGCAUCCUUUUCGUCACUUCGAAGUCUCUUAAUUCGGUGGAGAUGUUGAUCUUGGGUCGCCUGUUGGUCGGAAUGUCUUCAGGGUUGGCGACGUGCGUUGUGCCAAUGUAUUUGAUGGAAUUGGCUCCGCUGAAGUUGAGGGGUGCCGUGGGCGUCUUGUGUCCUUUGGGCGUCACUUUUGGCGUGCUCGUGGGACAAGUCAUGUCUCUUUCACAAGUACUAGGUAAGGAGGACACUUGGCCAGUACUUCUUGGUUUCUAUCUUGUGUUUGUUGGGUUGAGCUCUGUCGCAUUACCCUUUCUGCCGGAAAGCCCUAAAUACUUGUACAUAGUUAAAGGGGAAACGCAACUAGCGAUCAGACAGCUAGAGAAGAUCAGGGGCGUGGAACAACAAUCAUUGGUUGCGGACAUGCAGGAGUUGCAGGCGGAGCAGAGUUGCGAAACCAAAGUGUGGAAUCUGAAAACAGUGUUAGGGGAUAAGAAUCUCUUGCUGCCCAUUUUACUCGUGUGCAGCAUGCAAGCUGGUCAACAGUUUGUUGGCAUCAACGCAGUAUUUUAUUAUUCGGUUUCGAUAUUCAUGAGCGCCGGGCUGAGUGAGCAGAACAGCCAAUACGCGACAAUCGGUGCAGGGGUGAUAAACCUGGCGAUGGCGGUGAUAUCGAUACCGGUGAUGUCUCGCGUGGAUCGUCGUCUUGUCUUCCAGAUUAGCAGUUCAUCUGCGGCAGUCUGCCUCUUCAUACUGGGCAUUGCGAUCUCUUACAUCGAUACCAUCUCAUGGAUGCCUUAUUUAAGUAUCGUUGGGGUGCUCGGAUUCGUAUUUUGCUAUGGGAUCGGUCUUGGACCCAUACCGUACUUUAUCGGUUCGGAACUAUUUGAGGUCGGGCCCAGACCGAGCGCAAUGGCGCUGGGCUCGAUGGCCAAUUGGGCAGGCAACUUCAUCAUCGGCAUGACCUUCCCAACCAUGCAAAUGCUAAUCGGAGCUAAUUCUUUCUUUAUAUUUGCAAUCGUUGCCGUUUUGCUGUUCGUAUUCAUUCGAAUGUAUCUGCCAGAAACACGCGGCUGCGAUCCGAUAGUUAUUGCGCAUUACUGUAGGAAUGGACUAUCGCUCUCAGUCCAAACGCCCAUGUCGCCGGUCAACACAUUGAACACGGACGAGACUACCACUGCUGGCUCGAACGAAUACAAAUAGACUUAUAUACCUCUUGCAGUUUUAUUUUAAUAAAGUUUAUAACUGCUA
Nicrophorus vespilloides is the source of this 2399-nucleotide messenger RNA. Its product is annotated as solute carrier family 2, facilitated glucose transporter member 1-like. The record is from RefSeq and is a predicted model, not a curated record. Gene Ontology annotation, cellular component: membrane. The transcript is spliced from 9 exons. Bases 777 to 2351 code for a protein of 524 amino acids. Lineage: Eukaryota; Metazoa; Arthropoda; Insecta; Coleoptera; Silphidae. Gene Ontology annotation, molecular function: hexose transmembrane transporter activity. Gene Ontology annotation, biological process: monosaccharide transmembrane transport.